CCUUGCCCUCCGCCGCCGCCCACCUCCGAAACAGGCGUACAAAGUGCCAAAGAGCCCCGGUUCGUCGAAGCAAAAAGGUCCAGCGAAUCCAACGAGCCAAAAGCCAGAAAAAACCCGCCCUCCCACAAAACCCAGCAAAUCAGCUCGGUUUUUCUCUUGCGACCACUCAUAUUCGUCGCUCACCUCUCCAACGUCUCCCCCAACCUGCCACCAACCACCAACCACCACUCACAGCCUACGAUUGAUUCCAGACGGCCAGCGACACGCUCUCGCCUCUCGUGAACUGUUCGCGACACUGGAUCUAGGAACCAACUCAAAGGCCCUUUACCCUAUCAUCGUCGGCCUCUCGACACAUCCUCCAUCCAACAAGCUACCCAGCAUAUUGGGCCAACGCCAGCAACAGCACGCACCUCGCCUGUCAGCUGAUAGACUCGACCUGCGGAAAACAGCAUUCCUCCCCCUCCUCCCCCGCCUCUCUAUCCUCUCUGUGUGUGUGUCUGUUUGAUCGCAGCGAACCGCACCGUUCCAUAUCGCAUCGCAGCGCGCGACCACAGCGACGGCCCCUUCGUCUUCGCCCAACCGCGUCGCACUUGACCUCUCGGCCAAAUAGCCACCGCACCCACGCGUCAAAGCUUUUUUCGGGAGACGAUUCCCAAGCUCACAUCGUGACACUCGAGCCAAAAGCCUAUCAGAAAGCUUCGCCUCGACUUAGACCACGAGCCAAUCUCUAAAAAAGUCUACACUAUCGAGCUGAAGCCAAAAACUCUGGCCAACCAGGGCGCAUAACACCCUUCUUCCUUAUCCUUCACACGGCACCUCGCCCUCAUCGGCGAUUACCCCCAUCAUCUUCAGCACUACAGCGAUCCCGCGACGCGAAGUGGAAUAGAACUAAACAGGUCUAUUUUUCUGUUCCUCUCGGGAACCAGAGCAUCGGCUUGCUUCGUCCAAAAACCAAAUCCCCCCAGACUACCGGUAGACUUACCCUACCCGCUUCCCGCAUUGCAGCCGGUAGACCAUUCCAGGACCAGCCCACACCAAGCAACCCUCGACUCCGCCUAACACGGGCUACACCACCAGUACCGUACCAGUACCAGCUCCAGCAGCCUCGACACGCCUGCCUUCUCCCUCUCUCCCUAUCCGUAACAACCCACACACCAGCCGACCUCACGUGGCUAUCAUUCUCGCCCCAGGCUCAGCCACCCACCCUCGUCCGCCCCGCGACUACAUCAGCCCGCAUAUGCCGUGGUCGGCCACUUGCGUCGCGCCCGCCUCUGCCAGCUCAUUCACGCAUCACCAAUAGAUUGAGCCCCUCCGCUCCCAAUACACUGGCAAAGCACCCUAGCACACACACGGCUCCCAAUCCGUGUUGCCCAACUCUACCCAAGCAGACGGGCCGUCUCAAGUCAUUUUUAAAGCUGAUUCCUCACAAGAAGGGCAGCUUUCGUCGCAACUCAUUCGCCGCUCGCGACCCAUACCCGUAAUACCCUUUGUACGCGGUCACGUUUUUCUCUCUCUUCCCACACACGCCAAACAAGUCGUUCGUCGAGCUAGCUACACGUCCCUCGGUCUCUCAUUGGUUCUGAGCCUAUUCGCGACGAAGACAUAGCACUGCCUUCAUUGCACAGCUCGACCUCCUCCCAUCGAACCGGCUGACUCCCAGUAUGAUGGAAUACGCACAAUACCCUCAACCUCAGAACGCACACUCGGGAUACACGAACUCCACCACAGGCAACAACAUCACCUCUCCUCACGGCGUACAGACGUCACCCAUUCUGUCUCAACAACAAUCACCCUCUCAGCAACAGGGGCACAACAUGUAUCAGCCACAGUACACCGUUCCCCAGCAGGGCAUGCACUAUGCCAUGCCCCAAAUCCAGGCCGCCGCCAUGGCGGCGACUGCUGCUGCAUCCGGAUCCAGCUACCCAUACAUGGCUUCCGACCCCAGCAUGACCCAGACGUCGCCGCGAAUGGGCGGCGCGAAGAAGGAGAACCGCGACCCCCGAUCACCAACCCAGAUGACCAACGUCUCGCAGCUGCCCGGCCAGAGACGCCUCAGCCAAGUCACCAGCCCGGGCGUCCCCAACGCCCAGGGCAUGAUGAACCACGUCGGCGGGCGACCCGGUGUUGCGCCCCCGCAGAUGGCGCAGGGGCAGGCCAUGCCUCAUCCGCAAUCCCCCGAGAUGCCGGCCGGCGGUGUCGAGGAAUCACCCCUUUACGUCAACGCCAAGCAGUUCCAUCGCAUUCUGAAGCGCCGCGUAGCACGCCAAAAGCUCGAGGAGCAGCUUCGUCUUACCUCUAAGGGUCGCAAGCCGUAUCUGCACGAGUCGAGACACAACCACGCCAUGCGCCGACCCCGCGGACCCGGAGGACGCUUUCUCACUGCCGAGGAGGUGGCCGCCAUUGAGCGUGAGAAGGGCGGCGGGUCCGGCGAGCCGUCCAACGACGAUGUCACCGACACCAAAGCCGGCACGAAGAGAAAGUCGGAGGCGGAUGACUCGAGCAGCAGCAAGAAGGCCAAGAAGGCGUCGGAGAGUCCUGAGGAAGACGAGGAGGAUGAGGACGAAUCUUGAUGCCUCUGCCACCAACUCGUUCUUUAUGUCGCGCAUUCCGAUCACGAAGUCACGACAGUUCGCAGAGACGACCAUACAGGCCAUCUCUACUACUCUUUUGAAACUGAUUUAUAAUGAAGGUGGGAGUCACGAAGAAGGGCGGGGAGUGCCUUGUGAGGGAUGUGCUUAUAGGAGCCGGAUGAAUUCUCCUCGCGGGUAUCUUUAUACGCAGCAUGCGGGCCGGUAUACAGGACUCUCUUUGCGCUCGGGCGGCCAGACCCCAGCCUAUGCCGCACCCUUGAGCGGCAUUGGUUUUUACCCCACCCCCUUUUUUCUUCUACUUUUCUUUUCAUUUUCACGGUUAAUACACAUUAUCGACUGGCAACAGCAUGGCAUCCGUCUAGGUGGGUGGCCGCAAGGGAAAUGGGAGGGAAGAAUGCAUGGACGACUCGAAACGACGGAUACCCCUCUUGUGUUUACUCGAUUACCCCCUUCUCCUUGUUGUUUCUGUUUUCUUGUUUUUUUCUUGGUUUCCUUCUUCACUUCGUGUUACCAAAUCUUUUUCCCCUGGACCGGCAAUGGACGGCCUUUUGCAUUCUUCGAGGGGCGGUGGUUGCUGAUACGGGCAAAUGGUCUGGCUACCAGCGGCUCCGUCUUUCAUUUUAUUAUAUUUCUUGUCUCGGCAGGGAGUGGGAACGUGAAGAGGAGAAAAACACCGUAAAAAUGAAAAGCCGGCAGCGGUUGGCGUGUUGUAUGUCAACGUCAUGGGAACCGAGAAUGAUUUGAAGAUGAUGGGAUUUAUGUUUCUAUUGAUCUACCGUACCACUUGUUGCUUGCUGGGCUGAGGGGAUAGACCAUGGUUCCUGGCCAUCCGUCACCGGGUUCAUGCCUAGGGAGAGAAACACAGGUUUAACGACAGUCAUCCACACGAGCAAUUUUAUACCAUUUACUACAUCUUUUU
Molecule: messenger RNA, 3510 nt
Organism: Colletotrichum destructivum
Lineage: Eukaryota; Fungi; Ascomycota; Sordariomycetes; Glomerellales; Glomerellaceae
Product: Putative nuclear transcription factor Y subunit A
Exons: 3
Coding region: 1662-2570 (302 amino acids)
Biological process (GO): regulation of transcription by RNA polymerase II
Cellular component (GO): CCAAT-binding factor complex
Molecular function (GO): DNA-binding transcription factor activity, RNA polymerase II-specific
Source: RefSeq, a predicted model, not a curated record